CAGCUGAUCUCUCCUCUCCGCCUGCCCCCGCCUCCUCCCUUCCCUCGACUACAGCUCAGCCAUCGUCAGCACGGCCUCAUACCGCCAGCGCCACCGUCCUCUGCUCGGACGGCAUCCCACCAGAGCUAGAACAAAAGGUGGCCUCCGUGAUCCGUGCACCUGCCGCGUUUGUGCUUUUUCCCCGGUAAAGGGACCGGGGGGCUGGGGGGAAUGAGAAGCCCCCACUCCCCGUGCCAGACCGUUUAUCCGUAAGGAUCACCGUCCAGGAUGCUUCUGCUUCCGAGAUCCAGCGAACGGCGAGCCGGGGCCUCGCUGCUGCACGGGCUUCUCUGCGCGGUUCUUGCCGUAUCCAGCGCCAGUGCGCGAGUGAAGCGAUGCCCCGAGCCGCUGGACUGCGCGAUCCAGAAACGCCAAUUCUGCCCGCCCGGCGCAUCCCACUGCGGCCCCUGCCUCACCCCAUUGGUGGAGAACAGUAAAGGCAUCUGCAUCAACUGGAAGAACCAUGUCCGCUCUGACAUUCACCCGGCUGCCGAGCCUGAGCUGGAUGACGAGAUCGAUGCCCUGUCCUCCAUUCUUGCCAAGGAGCAGCAGUUGAACAUACUGGAGACUAAAGUGAAAUCAAGCAAGUCUCCAUUACAUGAGACAACACCCGCCCAGAAUUCAACCAUGACGCCCAGCGCCCCCCACGCCCCGACCCCCCGCGCUUUGACGAGGGCCGGCGGGCCCAUGGUCGCUCCUCACCCCUCCCGGGACACGCUGCUGAUCAUCAUGAUCUCCGUCUGCAUCAUCUUCGGAACCGUGGCCUUGAUCCUCGCGGCUGUCUGUUUGGUCCGUCUCCAGAGGGGCUUGCGACUGGCCCAGAAAGUGGACUAUCCGGCUUACGGCAUGAUGGGGCCCAACCACUCCGAUGGAACCUUGCCCGGGGAUAAGAACCUGGCUCAGAGCGCUCAGAUGUACCACUACCAGCAUCAGAAGCAGCAGAUGCUGUCGAUGGACAAGCACAAAGACGAGACCAAGAUUCCAGACUCAGGGACCACGUCUGAUGAGGAAAACGAAGACGGCGAUUUCACAGUAUACGAGUGUCCCGGAUUAGCUCCCACUGGGGAGAUGGAGGUGAAGAAUCCCCUGUUUGACGACUACGGUGUGAAUCCCCAGCGGAGACACAAGUAAACCUGUAAACUACACACACACACACACACACACACACACUUUCCUACUCCUGUGAUGCCUACCAAAUACCCCGUCAUACCAGCCUAUGAAAACGGACAGAGGAAUGCCAACAAAAGAAGUGUAAACGAGGAGGAGCAAGCAGGGGACAUGCUGCCCUCUGUGGCCAUUCUGUAGAACUGCCACACAAAUCAAGCAGCUGAUUGGACAAUCUUUUCUCUGACACUGGUCAUUGCCAGGCAUCUGAUGUAUCAACACAGUCUUUAGUUUAAUUUCUGUCUAUCUGCUGAUUAACUUCAGGCUUUGUAUCCCCCCCCCAUAUCUACAUGAUAUUACCUCUCUUAGGUUUUAUUAGAAUCCUGAUUGUUAAUCUUUUUUUGUAUUUAAACAGUCAGCUAGCUGAUGUUGCUUUUGUCCACCUCUCCUUGCUCUUAGCCUGUAAACGUUGCAUUAUUUUAAUAUGUAUAUCAACAGCACCGUCGCCGACCUGUCGAGCAGGAACCUUCCCAGUGUCUCCGCCCUCACACGUUAAUUGCUAAAUGUCGGUUUCAUGUAUUACCACCUGCCCCCCCCUCCCCAAUCAUCCUCUUCCUACACACUGACACACCCUUUGAGAGGCAAGGAUGUGUAUAUUCCAUCCCCCCCCCCGCCCCAUGAGAGACAAAACCACCAUACCAGAAACUGGUCAAUCAGGGGAAACCUGGCUAAGGAAUGUUUGACCCCAGUGAAAUGCAGAUGUGACCAGCACCCAAAGGUGACCCCCCCCCUUUUGUUUCUCCCUUUUAUCUAUGCCCCUGAUCUGGUAUAGGUCCUGUUAAGGGUUUUUUUUUCUGACAAUAAUGACAUUGCCCUUUAAAUCCUCAUAGCUGAUCCACAUCCUUAUUAAUCUGUAAAACUCGGAUAUUUAAGCUGCUUUCCUGGACCAGAUUUAUAGAAGCCGGGGACACGUUUCCCCCCCAACCUGCUGAAAAUAUGAUGGGAAAAUACAUUAAAGUAAAUAAAUAUUUUUUUGCUGCAAAUUAGACUUAAAGAGAUUUGAUUAAUGGGUUAGAUUCUCAUGGAGCCUCACAGGGUGACAGGGUGCUGUGAAAAGCUUCUAUUUUAUUUUUUAUUUUGUUUUGUUUAUGAUCUCUAGGGCAGAUUCAGCACAAGCUUCAGCCUUUCCUGUGCUGCACCCUAAAAGCUGACCGAUAAUUCCACCCCCCCACCCAUACAUUAGUAAUAUGAACAGGUGAGCAUCAGUCUGGCUGUUCCUGCACUUUAAGGCACGAUAUAAUUUAAUAAAUAAAAGUAUUACGUCCUGAUUUUAAUAACAAUGUAAAUGUGUACAGGGGCUCCUCAUGAGCAGUGCACAGCUGCGAUCGACGUAAUCCUGAUACUUUUAUCACCAACUUGUGUCGGCUGUAUUUGAUAGGACUGCAGCCUUGACGUACAGGUAGCGUAGCGAAUGGGAGUUUGACCUGCGCCGUAAAGGUGGGCGGUGCUAGGCUGGGUUUCUGUGCUGGUGAUGUACGAACCAUGAACUGGCUACAAUGGCACAGUGAGUUGUGGUCAUGGCGGAAGCUUUUCACCUGCAAACAUUAGUGGUCCUUUCCCAAUCCUGGGGGGCGACAGGUGGGACUCCAGCUCAGUUCUCCCCCCACCCAAUACCAGAAGAUUAGAUGCCUCAUACCAUUAUCUACACACUGUUCACGAGAACAUCUAUGAAAGUCCUUCCAGUGGCUUAUUUCCUGGUGUGAAUUCUGUAAACCACAUCCUGUCAGGUCUCUGGCGUCUCACUCUCCAGUCCUCCAAGAUGGAUUCUGAACUCUUUAUAUUUUUAAUAGCACAGACCUGGAAUGCUGUUCUUUCUUUGUGAAUUGCAAUGCUGUUGAAUUUUCAUGCUUAACAAAUCAGUUGUGAGACCGGCCGGGUUGUUUGUCUUUAUCACUACUUUUUUCCCUAGAAUUAUUGCUUUUAAAAGGUUCCUUUGUAGAAACCUGUACUCUGGAAAUUGCGCAUCAAAAGUUACCCAACAUGUCAAUGGAGCCAAAUUGAUCUUUAAAAAGUGUCUCUGCCUGUCUGUAUGUAAUUUCUGUUUCUUGGGGGUGGAUUGAUAAUCACGCUGGUUAUCUUAAAGUAUGUGCAUCAAAUUCCUUUUUCUGCCUCCCCCAGCCCAAAAUCAUUUAUUUUAUUUAAUUUUGUUUAAAAAAGGACCUCCCACUGGUCCCCCCCCCCCCCCCCGACCUGCUAUGGGCCAUUUAACAGUUCUGUAUUGGCUGCAUAAGGUGAGUUAGCGGUGGAGGGGUGGGGGUGGGGUGGGGGGUGGUGUCACAAUGGAGACCAAGCUGGGCCGUUAAAGCCUUUGUCCUGCUGGAUGGUGGGAGGAAAGUGGCCGUCAGCCUAUUGAUUAAGGCAGACAGCUGCCGUUGGUGUUGAGCCCCAAGCGUCAGAACCUCACCAGCUCACUUCGGGCUGGGGGGGGGGGGCAUGUGUGCCCCAGCAUACGGAUUGGGAGGAGCAACAGCUUUACAGCGGGCCUCAAACUUGCCCAGGACCAUAUUCGGGCCCUGACCCAACACCUGACAUCCCAUCGUGCACCAUAGUAACCAAGUUGUGCCCCUCAGGACAGACGCGCUGUGCAUGGCUCCCAACGAGGCCCUGAACACCAAAGCUUGGAGCCUCUUUUUACUGUGACGGUUUGACCUGCAUGUGAAUAUUCCAGUUUAAAACGAAUUAAAGCAUUUAUACAACAAUA
Molecule: messenger RNA, 3904 nt
Organism: Paramormyrops kingsleyae
Lineage: Eukaryota; Metazoa; Chordata; Actinopteri; Osteoglossiformes; Mormyridae
Gene: npdc1a
Product: neural proliferation, differentiation and control, 1a
Cellular component (GO): membrane
Source: RefSeq, a predicted model, not a curated record